AGUAGUCAUCCCAUGGGGGAGCCUGAGGUGUGUGUGACACACCUUCUUCCACCGACCUCCUAUUUGGGAAAGCAGCCCCUUCAGCCUUCGUCCCAACCCCUCUCUCACGCGAUCUGCCAAGGCUGUCAUUGUUGGAGAAACAAGAAAUAAUCAUGAAACAAAAUGUUUAUACCAAUGGUGUAUCAAACCCGGCCAGAACGCCUUGCUCUACCGCCCCCAAAAGCCUCGCCCUCCUACUGACUGACGCCCGUCACCUCCCCUCCUGCCGUCCCAUCCAACGGCGGCCCGUCGUUCCCUCCUGUCGCUGCCUUUUCCUUUUCAUAUUCCUCCGGUGUCUGACACUUCGCGCUCCAGGCGUGUAUCUGCGCGAUUUCGUCUUUGAGGGCGGCAUUGACCAGCCGAUGCCUCUUUAGCGAGUUCUUGCCCACAAACUCGGGCGAGACAAUCAACGAUGUGAAGGCUUGCCCGCAGCCACCUUGUGAUUCAAACUGUGUCAGCAUCUGGGAUUUCAUUCUCAACUGAAAAUGACGUCAGGGGCAUGUGACAGAGGAAAGCAGCGGGCAUACCGGACAUGUCCUGAACCUCGACAUGAGAGGCCUUGAGGCGGUCGGUGAGGGCCGCCCUUACGGAGUCUUCGGUGAUCGACUGGGCCAUGGUGUGUGUUUCUGUCGAUGAAGAAUAGUGAUGUUGCUCAGACUUUGUGACUGCCCCGCCAUGUUAUGCUUGGCAAGACCGAAUAAGGGUUGGGGUUUUGUGUGUGGAAUUGCUCCCAUCCAGCAUUCAGUUUGCCUUGGUUCGUUCGUUCACCUUUCACCCCACCUCUCCACCUCUCUACCUUCUCACUGUCUGUCUCUCACUGAAGCUCUUACACUGUAAGCAUUUCACCAGUGACCUCACUCUCGCUACCAAAUCUCAUCAACAAAAGCUCAGUCACAGAUGAACUUCACUUCUUCUCUCCUCAGAACAACACCAAGACUCAUUUCGUCCUUUGCCAACUCUACCCAACCGAGAACCUUCACCAUGGCCGCCAUGCAGCGCCCUGCCUUUACUGAGCGAGUCGUCAAGGCCAUGCAGGCCUUGUACCCUGAGUCUCUUGCCGACCGCAACUGGGACAACGUUGGCCUCCUCCAAGAAAACUUCACCACCCCUUCCACAGCUACAACCACCUCCCCUGUGGUCCUCCUCACAAACGACCUCACUCCCGCGGUCGCCCAAGAGGCCAUUUCCCGCAAAGCCUCUGUAAUAGUCUCCUACCACCCUUUCAUCUUCCGCGGCCUCAAGUCCAUCACCCUGGCCGACCCCCAACAGCGCAUUAUUUUGCUGCUGGCCCAACACAACAUCGCCGUUUACUCCCCCCAUACAGCCAUCGACGCCGCCCCAGGUGGCAUGGCCGACUGGCUCGCCCAGAUGCUCUCCUCCCUCCCAGACCGCACCACCACCAUCUCCACCGUAACCCCAGUCGACGCCUCCUCCCUCCCCGAGAAAUUCGCCGGCGCUGGUUACGGCCGAAAAGUCCAACUCUCCAAACCAGCCGGCCUUGGAGAACUAGUAAAGCUCUACGCCAAAGGCCUCGGCGGCCUAAAACACGUCAUGGUCGCCCGCCCCAAAUCAGAAGGGGAGUUCAUGGUCAAGACAGUGGCUGUCUGCCCAGGGAGCGGGGAGAGCGUACUGGCCGGUGUCAAGGACGCUGAUCUGAUUGUUACCGGCGAGAUGUCGCACCAUCCUGCGCUCAAGCUUGUCAUGGAGGGGAAGGCGGUGAUCAGUGUGUUUCACAGUAAUUCGGAGAGGGCUUUCUUGAGGGAUGUCCUCAAGGGACAGUUGGAGGAGGAGCUGAAGGAGGUGGAGGGGCUGGAGGUGUUGAUUAGCGAGGAGGAUCAGGAUCCCUUCCAGAUAGUGGAUGUUGAGGAUUUGCCGAGUGAUAUGAGGAUGCAGACGGUUUAGGUGGCCGGCCGCGGGGUGGGGGACCUACCGGAGCUGCAGCAACCGCAGGUUCAGCAGCCAUCAGUGC
This is a messenger RNA of Podospora bellae-mahoneyi, 2008 nucleotides long. RefSeq lists its product as uncharacterized. Gene Ontology annotation, cellular component: mitochondrion; cytoplasm. NCBI's taxonomy places the organism in Eukaryota, Fungi, Ascomycota, Sordariomycetes, Sordariales, Podosporaceae. The record is from RefSeq and is a predicted model, not a curated record. The transcript is spliced from 2 exons. The coding region runs from base 937 to 1941 and encodes 334 amino acids.